This is a messenger RNA of Zasmidium cellare ATCC 36951, 1353 nucleotides long. RefSeq lists its product as uncharacterized. Gene Ontology annotation, molecular function: flavin adenine dinucleotide binding; tRNA dihydrouridine synthase activity. The transcript is spliced from 2 exons. Gene Ontology annotation, biological process: tRNA dihydrouridine synthesis. Bases 1 to 1353 code for a protein of 450 amino acids. Gene Ontology annotation, cellular component: cytoplasm. Lineage: Eukaryota; Fungi; Ascomycota; Dothideomycetes; Mycosphaerellales; Mycosphaerellaceae. The record is from RefSeq and is a predicted model, not a curated record.
AUGGCUGCUGCUGCGAAAAGGGUCCCUAUCCCCAAGAAUGGCGUUGAUUACAGAGGGAAAAUUGUCCUUGCGCCGAUGGUCAGGAGUGGAGAGUGCCCGUCGAGAUUGCUGGCGUUGAAGUACGGCGCAGACCUUGUGUGGGGGCCGGAAACGAUUGACAAGGCACUCAUCGGCACCACACGACACGAGAACGCCGCCACGAAGACUGUAGACUUCACUCGAAUAUCUUCGAACGGCGCCAAGAACCCAAGCCUGAAUCUGGGUCAGCGGGAAAGCGUCAUCUACCAUCUACAUCCUGAGCGCGAGGGCCGCAGACUGAUCUACCAAAUCGGCACUGCAAAUCCAGACACUGCAGUGGAAGCCGCAAGACUGAUAGCGCCUGACGUUGCUGGUAUUGAUGUCAAUGCUGGAUGCCCGAAGCCGUUCAGCACCAGCGGCGGUAUGGGCGCGGCUCUGCUCAAAACUCCCGAGAAGCUGUGUUCGAUAUUGGAGGCGCUUGUUCGAGAUGUCGGCCAGCCGAAUGAGAUAGGAAUCAGCGUCAAGAUUCGAAUACUAGAUACUGCCGAGGAGACCGAAGCGCUCGUUCGAAAGUUGGUCGCUACAGGAAUUACUGGGCUUACCGUUCACUGCCGCACGACACCGAUGAGACCUCGAGAACGCGCGAUACGGGACCAGCUGAAAAUGAUUGCGAAUAUAUGCCACGAAGCAGGCGUCGCAUGUCUCAUGAACGGAGACGUGACGAGCCGCGAUGAGGCAAUGAAACUCAUGGAGGAGUAUGGUGUUGACGGUGCCAUGAUUGCCACUGCGGCCGAGACAAAUCCUUCGGUCUUUCGACCAGACUCAGAGGGCGGCAAAGCAGGCUGGGAAGAAGUUGUGAAGGAAUACGUCAAGACAUCGAUGGAAGUCGAAAAUCGGUGGGGAAAUACCAAGUAUUUGCUCGGUCAGAUGAUACCAGGCAAGCAGCAAGCCUACAAAAGCAUGAUGGCAACAAAGAGCUACAGCGACAUUGUCAAGACGCUUGGAUACUCAGAUCUGGAGGACAUGGCCAAAGACGUCGACCAGAGGCUCGAAAUCGGCGCCUUCGAGAAGCCCAAGAUGACCAAAGCCGAGCGGAAAGCAGCCAACAAAGCCGCCGCCGCAGCAAAAGUCGCAUGGGAGACGGGCAGCUGCGAAAACGGCAGCAGCGAGACGAACGGAAGUGAAAAAGAGAACAAGCCUGAGAAGAAGCUGUCGCCCACAGCGGCAGGCAUUAAGCGUUCGGCCGAGCAAGCCCAGCUGGAUAUGCCCCCAGACAUUCAACGCGAUCGAGCACCGGGCUCUGUGUCGGAGAAUGCGUCGACUUUGGCGAUUUGA